This is a messenger RNA of Emys orbicularis (European pond turtle), 483 nucleotides long. It is a transcript of the gene DBNDD1, whose product is annotated as dysbindin domain containing 1. Lineage: Eukaryota; Metazoa; Chordata; Testudines; Emydidae. Gene Ontology annotation, cellular component: cytoplasm. Gene Ontology annotation, biological process: negative regulation of protein kinase activity. The transcript has 4 exons. The coding region runs from base 1 to 483 and encodes 160 amino acids. The record is from RefSeq and is a predicted model, not a curated record.
AUGGAGGCUCCAGGUGGGGCGGGGACCCCAGAACGGGUGAAAGAAGCCCAAGCGCUGGAGCGAGCCACAGGCAUCCCGGCACAUGGGCCGGUGGAGGAGCCUCCCAGCCCCCCUGCCGAGGAGCAAGGCGGGAUCCCCAUCCCCAGCUCCGGCCUGCUGCAGGUCGCCGAGCGGAGACAGCCCCUGAGCAGCGUGUCCUCCCUGGAGGUGCACUUCGACCUGCUGGAUCUGACCGAGCUGACAGACACGUCGGACCAGGAGCUCGCCGAGGUCUUCGCUGACUCCGACGAUGAGAACGUAGCCAGCGAGUCCCCUGCCGGUCUGCACCCGCACCCCAUCCCUCGGGCAGGGUACCUGCGAUCCCCCUCCUGGACAAGAACCAAAGGCGAGCAGGGGCGGGAGAAGAAACACCUCAGUGACUCGGAGCUGCAAGCAGGCGUUGUCGACACGUUCCUGGCCGUGGAGAGGCCCCAGGAGGAAUAA